Anoplopoma fimbria (sablefish) is the source of this 2288-nucleotide messenger RNA. RefSeq names its product zinc finger protein 875-like. The coding region runs from base 178 to 1644 and encodes 488 amino acids. NCBI's taxonomy places the organism in Eukaryota, Metazoa, Chordata, Actinopteri, Perciformes, Anoplopomatidae. The record is from RefSeq and is a predicted model, not a curated record. The transcript is spliced from 4 exons. Gene Ontology annotation, molecular function: RNA polymerase II cis-regulatory region sequence-specific DNA binding; DNA-binding transcription factor activity. Gene Ontology annotation, biological process: regulation of transcription by RNA polymerase II.
AAGCUAUUGGAAAUGGCCCCAGUUAUUUAACAUGGCAACCACUCAUGGCCGUGCACAGAUGUGAGGGCAGAGCAGUGCGCAGCGGUAACGUUAGCAACGCCGUCCGUCAACCGUCCACUGGACCUGCGGCGUCAAACAGCCGUUGACACCAAGACGUCAUCGUUCGAACGGAAGAGAAUGGAGUGCGCGAGGAGUGCGUUCCACGCUCAACUGGCCACCGUCAUGGACUCGCUGCUCGCGGCCGCCGUGUGCGAGAUCGCCAAGAUCUACGAGAGCAGCCUGUGCGAGCAGCAGGCGGAGAUCUCCGUCCUCAGGGCCAAGCUGGAGAGGAGGCAGAGGGCAAAGGGUGCAGGGGGCGAGGAGGGGGAGGUGUCAUCCGGGGACAGAGAGGGGAGGCCGCAGAGCGUGGCAGGAUCAGGACUAAAUAUGGGGAAGGACACGUCUUCUCAUUCAAACCCAGUCGAAGGACUCAGUCAAAACCUCAGGGGGCUGAAAGAAGAGGUCACAGGCCAGACUGGCGCUUCAGUAAAACACGAGCGUGCUAUAUCUCGACCUUCUCUUGGGUCUGUCGCGGUCCAAGUCCCAGAGGGAAGCCUUGCUGCUGGGGACCAGAGGCAGAUAGAUACCCUGUCUGGCACACAAGCCAAGGCCAAAUUGUCUCAUUGGGAUCAGGACAGUGCAGACCACAGAUCACUCCAGGAUCAAGCCUCCACCCCCUUUCUCUCAAUCUCCCAGAGUGGACGCUGCUCCCCCAGGCCUGACCCAAGCCUAGCUCAACCAGGGGAGUGGUUACCGGGGUUGGAUUCCGGCCGAGGUGGGGUGUCGGGUCUGGAUAACCUGCAGACGGAUGGCACCAGUUGCUCCGGUCCAGCUAGCAGCAGCACUGGCGCAGACACACCUUGCUUCCGACCGGGCUUUGUCUCCGACGAGACCAGCAACGAAGAUGACGAUAGCUCCUUCCCUUUCCUGGACCAGGAGCCUGAAAACCACAACUCCAAUCAGAACUCGGUGCAGGUCCAGGGCGGAGGGCAGAGGGGGGCUCGGCAGGUUCAGCCCCAACCUCCCUCUGGAGAAUCACCAUGGAGACCCAGAGAUGACAGGAGCGGGAGAGGCCCUGUGAAUCACACACGGCGGCUCACUACUUUUGGCAGUAGAGACCCUCUCCGACCACAGUCCAAUUCACAGUCGCUCACGCUGCGACACACAAACACCCUCAGCCACCCUCCGGCUCCCGGCGGAGGGAAUGGACGGCCUUACACCUGCCCGUACUGCACCAAGUGUUUCACCUACCCCUCCCACCAGCGCAGACACCUUUUACGCCACACAGGAGUCAGACUGCAUCCCUGUCAGUUUUGUGACAAGAGCUUCCUCACUCCCUCUGAGCUCACCGUGCACACUCGCACACAUACAGGGGAGCGGCCUUUUGGCUGCGCUCAGUGCGGUAAACGUUUUGCCCGCAGCGGGAACUUGAGAGCCCACCAACGGGACGUUCACAUGGGGAAGAGGCCCUUCGCCUGCACAGAGUGUGGGAAGAGAUUUGCCCACAGGGGGAACCUGAGGGUGCACAAUCACAGAGUCCAUCAGGGAGAUCCCUACUACAUGGAUGAACAGCAGGAGCCCGACAUAGGCCCUAAUCCCAUUUGAAAAACAAUGGCUCUGCACUUUACUUUUGUUUGCAAAUGAAACCUUAUUGAACUGUAACUUAUUUCUGAACACAUAAAACCGUUUGAAAGUAUUUUAGGUUUUUGUUUGUUUGCUUUUUAUAUUUCAUAUGGGGAAACCGUAAGAUUUAGCCCCAUCACAUUUUAUUAUAUGUAAUCAAUACAAGGUCAAAGUACAUUUUAUUUAAGUGUCUUGAAUCAAUGUCAACAGUUAAGUGGAGAGCUUUGUAUUAACUGUAUUGGAAAUGACUGGAUAUAAUCAUCCAUGAAUGAGGAAUAUUAUCUACUGUUGUAUAGAAAAUAACUUUUCUCUGGGAUUACUUUAUCUUCCAGUCAUGUUCUUCCCUAUCAGUGACAAAAAGGUCACUGAACAGAAACCUCAAAGUAAUGUUUUACAUAAAGCCAGUAAAGAAACUAGUUGGUUUUAGAUUUAGACAUGGCAUGCAGAGGUAGGAUAGCACGUCUCUUCCUUCUAGGUUGUGCUUGAGUAAUGCCCGUCUCCUCAAACUUUUAUUUGUUGUAAAAUGGAAACGUGUUAUCGAAACUAGUACAUAACCGUGUUGUUAAAGAGGAACUGUGCUUUUAUUUUUCAUUCCGUUUUUGCAAGGUAAAAUUAAAUAAUAUACU